AUGGCUGCCCACAGUGCUGCGAUUUCGAUGUCCAAAAUCAUCAGUCCUCUUUGGGGAGGACGCUUCGGGACUGCGGCUAAAGUUUUGGGGACAACAACAGUGACAAGUCAGAGGAACAGGUCAAUCCUCACUGGAGAACAUAUCCCUCCUCCAGCUAAGUAUGGAGGCAGGCACACUGUCACUCUGAUUCCUGGAGAUGGGAUUGGACCAGAGUUACUCAGUCAUGUCAGAGAGGUUUUCCGGUUCAGCUGCAUCCCUGUUGACUUUGAAGUAGUAAACGUGAACUCUGCACUGGAAUCCGAUGAAGACAUGGAUAAUGCUAUCACUGCCAUCAGGCGAAAUGGCGUUGCCCUGAAAGGUAACAUAGAAACCAAACACACAUUGCCACCUUCAGUGAAAUCCAGAAAUAAUGUGCUCCGCACAAGCUUGGAUCUUUAUGCCAACGUGAUGCACUGCCAGUCUCUCCCUGGGGUUCAGACUCGACACAAGAAUAUUGACAUUAUUAUCAUCAGGGAAAACACUGAGGGGGAGUACAGCAAUCUGGAGCAUGAGAGUGUCUCAGGUGUAGUGGAGAGUCUUAAGAUCAUCACCAGAAACAAUUCCCUCAGGGUUGCAGAGUAUGCCUUUAAACUGGCUCGUGAGAAAGGCCGCCGCCGGGUUACUGCAGUGCAUAAAGCGAAUAUAAUGAAGCUUGGUGAUGGUCUAUUUUUGCAAUGCUGCAAAGAAGUGGCCUCAGGCUAUCCAGACCUCACGUUUGACAGCAUGAUUGUGGACAACACUACUAUGCAGCUGGUGUCCAAACCAGAUCAGUUUGACGUGAUGGUGAUGCCUAAUCUGUACGGGAAUGUGGUCAGCAAUGUUUGUGCUGGUCUUGUGGGAGGGCCUGGCCUCGUGCCUGGUGCCAAUUAUGGCCGUGACUAUGCUGUUUUUGAAACUGCCACUAGAAAUACAGGCAAAAGUAUUGCAGGCAGGAACAUUGCUAACCCUACAGCCAUGCUGCUGGCCGGUUGUAUGAUGCUCGACCAUCUGAAGCUGAAUGAUUAUGCUACUCUGCUCCGAAACGCAGUCCUCACCACCAUGAAUGAGACCAGGCUACAUACUCCAGAUAUUGGGGGUCAGGGAACGACAUCUGAUGUGGUCCAUUCCAUUAUGAAGAAUAUUCAGAGUAAAGGACAACUCACUGCUGACUUAUAG
Messenger RNA from Knipowitschia caucasica, 1194 nucleotides. The record is from the annotation of a GenBank genome assembly. Lineage: Eukaryota; Metazoa; Chordata; Actinopteri; Gobiiformes; Gobiidae.